AGUGUGUGGGAGUUUUCUAAAGGCAACAAGUGGGAUCGCGAUGUUAAUGAAUACUUCUUAAUUAGGAUGUAGUUUCGAAUUUCGACGACUUCACUUCAUAAUCCGGCCUUAAAGGUUUUGCUUCGUUCGUCGUUGUCGACUCUUUGUAGCUGUUAUAAUUGUUUAGUCCCAGAUGAACACCGAAGGAAGGGAUCUAUGUUCAGAGGAGUUUCAACCGUGACCAUCCUGUCGUUUUUUUUUGUAUAAAGCAGACUUUAGUGACUUUUGUUUUGAAGACAGUAAGUAGUUACUGUGUGAAGAAGGAAAGUUGGCUGUUGUUUCUAGCAAAUUAAGUGGCCAUCAUUUUUGGCUCGUCACAUAUGUGAUUGUUGAAGCUGUUGAUAUUUAUUAUUGUUCUUACUGUUAAUAGAACGAAUACAACAACCAACUUUUACCACCAAACUUACUAUACGACCACCACCAAUACUAACAAUACUACUAUAACUAACUACUGUUACUACCAUCUUCAUCACCACCACCGCCACUACUCUGAAUACAACCACGAUACGACCGCCAAAACUGCUUUUACGACCACCUGAGCCAUCUCUAUUAAUACUACAACUUCCUAAUCCCCACUAGGACUCACUACUACCAUGUUUUCAUCGUUGAAUUUGUGGUCGGUUCUUGGCCGACGGCCAUACCAAACUCUCCCGCCUGUCUACCGGGAGCUGGACGUACCUUCGAUAAACAAUAACCACCACGACAAAGAACUAAUAUCCAUGGUGAAAUUCAUCGUGCCCACCUUGUCGUACGGGCUUCACAAGGGCCAGUGCGGCCGCAUUGCUGUGGUUGGAGGCUGCCAGGAAUACACUGGAGCACCCUACUUUGCGGCCAUAUCGGCGCUUAAGGUCGGCGCCGACCUCUCUCACGUCUUUUGCACGGCUGAUUCUGCCCCGGUCAUCAAGUCCUAUAGUCCGGAGCUGAUCGUGCACCCUCUUCUGGACAAGUCCUCUGCACUCGAGGAGAUCGGUCUGUGGUUGCCGAAAAUGCAUUCGGUGGUCGUCGGGCCGGGUCUCGGCCGUCACGGUCCCUUGCUGAGUACCGUUAAGGACGUGCUGGCGAAAACCAUAUCUUUGAAGUUACCGCUGGUUAUAGAUGCCGAUGGAGUUUACCUUCUUUCUCAAGACCCUGACGUGAUUCGAAACUACACCCCUGCCAUCCUCACGCCGAACGUGGUCGAAUUCAGCGGUUUAUACCAGAAGGUGAUAGGACGAAAACCUGAAGUAGAUCAUCCGGUGAAUAACGUGAAAACCCUCGCCGAGGAACUCGGAAAUGUAACGAUCGUGCUGAAAGGAGCUUACGAUAUAGUUUCGGACGGUAAAGAAGUGUUGAUAUGCAACACGGAGGGCAGCCCCAGGCGUUGUGGAGGACAGGGCGACUUGCUUUCUGGAAGUAUGGGGACUUUCAAUCACUGGAGUCACCUGAAAACUACCGGCGUUAACGAAACCACCUGUAACCAUAACAAACUGCUUGCUAUCUACGGACCGACCCUGUGUGCGGCUUACGCUGCUUGUGCGCUCACCCGUGAAUGUAGUCAACAGGCGUUUAAGAAAUGUAACAGGUCUAUGACCACCUCGGAUCUGAUUGCAGAAGUUUGUAACGUUUUCCAUAAACUCUAUGAAUAAGUGAUUUGAUAAAUGAGCGAAUGGAUAAGUGAACGGAGAGGAACACGCAU
Messenger RNA from Octopus sinensis (East Asian common octopus), 1714 nucleotides. RefSeq names its product ATP-dependent (S)-NAD(P)H-hydrate dehydratase-like. NCBI's taxonomy places the organism in Eukaryota, Metazoa, Mollusca, Cephalopoda, Octopoda, Octopodidae. Bases 633 to 1664 code for a protein of 343 amino acids. The transcript has a single exon. Gene Ontology annotation, molecular function: ATP-dependent NAD(P)H-hydrate dehydratase activity. The record is from RefSeq and is a predicted model, not a curated record. Gene Ontology annotation, biological process: metabolite repair.